UCAGAAAGCAUUGUUGUAAUUUAUGUCCGCAGUGAGCCAGGCGAAGCAUCAGCAGAACUCAAGUGCCAAUAAUGCAAUCGCCCCAUUGAAUGUCCCGGAGGGUAAAAAUGAAGAUGUUCGUGAUGUUCUUGAAGGACCAAUUGGAGAGGUGCUUGCUCAAAGUGGUACCACGGCAGUUCUGCCGUGCAAAAUUCCCGAUCCUGGAGCUGGAACAAUCACGUGGGUGAGACGCAGGGAUAGACAGUUGUUAACAGUCGGUACCAGCACACACUCAAUUGACAAGAGAUUUGUCGUCAGGCAUUCAAGCACCGAUUGGCAACUCACAAUACGCACAGUAACUUUGGACGAUGCCGGAAUCUAUGAAUGUCAGGUAAUUUGGCAAAGCUUUUAUU
This is a messenger RNA of Temnothorax curvispinosus, 392 nucleotides long. RefSeq lists its product as uncharacterized. The transcript is spliced from 2 exons. The annotation marks the transcript as partial. NCBI's taxonomy places the organism in Eukaryota, Metazoa, Arthropoda, Insecta, Hymenoptera, Formicidae. Gene Ontology annotation, biological process: synapse organization. Gene Ontology annotation, cellular component: neuron projection membrane. The record is from RefSeq and is a predicted model, not a curated record.